AUGGUGAACGUAACACCUAGUUCCUGGAAUGCCCCAAAAAAUAACAAUCGACAGCAUAAGAUGAUAAAAGAAGAAAACACAAAUCUUCCGUCUCCAUCAAAAUCAUUACAAGGUACUCAAAUACCUCGGGAUUCAAUAAAUUCCUCAGAGAGCAUCCAUAGCAUUAAGGUAGAAUACGAAUCCAUAUCAGAUGUACUUGUGGAAAAUAAGGGGAUAGCAAGAACAGAAAAUAUAAAAACAAAAAGUGGAGGAAUAGGUAGCUUUUUAAAACCCAAAUUUUUAAAGUCAAGGUCAUCUCUUAAUUCCAGCGGAAGUAAUGAGAAUAUCGUACGAUCCGAACCCAAUUUUACAACAAAACAAAGACAAUCAACUAUUGAAGAUUUCGCAGAUACGUCGUCAGAAGAACAGAAUUCCAAACAGUAUGUUUAUGAUGCGGAAUCAAUUAAUUCUAUUUUAGAGGAGUAUGGAACGAGGAAUUCGUUAAACCUUAGUCCUACGAAGAAAAACGAUUUCAUAUUCAAAGAGGAAUUCAAUGAUUCAUGGGAACUGAAUAGAUCGAUAUUAUCCAGUAUGAAUAGAAGUAAUUCGGCAAGAAAUAGUGGUGCGAAUACCCCAGUAAUAUUAUCGAACGCUCCUCAAGCUAGAAGAAAUAACAGGACUUCUGUUAUUGAACGCACUCUAGGCAAUCGUUUAAGUCAAAGCAGUUCCGGAAGUUCAUCAUUGCCAGGUGCAUUCUAUGAUUGUUCAAAAGGCAGUAACGGCACGAAUAGUGAUAGUUCAGGAUCAUCCAAAUUUAAGAUAUACACUGAUAAACAAAAUGAAGGCCAAACAGAUAAUAGGAGAAAGGUUGAUAGGCGAAAUAUUAUUAGUACAUCCUCAAAUGUAGAUGUAUUCAAUAGAAGCUCAUUUUCUAAUCUAACAACCAUAUCUAAUAUUGAUUUUAACAUGACUGAUGAUAAUAAAUACCCUGCAUCCAAAUCGACUAAUGCUAAUGCUCAUAGACAAAGCAAACGACAAAGUGAUAACCGUUUUCUUUUUGACGUCUCUAAUAACAUACUAGAAGCAGAAUUCGAUGAAAACGCUGACUCAAACAUCCUGGAGAGAGUACUUCAACCUAAAGAUAGAACAAGUAUUUUCUCUGAUAGAUUUCCAAACACUAGUCUGAUCAACAUGGAUGAAACAGCUAUUAAGAACACUACAAGAGACAUAACGAGGUCGUCUAUGUCUACAAAUGAAUUACUUUAUAAAUUAGAAACAUUUUACAAUACCGAUAAUGAUAAUAAUACCCAGGAAUCGAUACCCAAUUCACAAACUCGUUCAAAAGAGAUAAACAAGAAUUUUUACGAUCUAACGGCUGGCAUUGAUUCUAAAACAAAUCUUCCAGUAAUGCUUUACAAAGUACAGGACAAGCAGUAUCUCGAAAGAAAUAACAGAUGGUCUAUAGAUGACAAACUACAGAAGGACAUACGUUCAAAUAGAUCUCCAGUUUCAAGUCAGCAGAACAGAAGUCCUAACGUUAUUCCAAAAUCUUUCGCAGGAUCUAGCAUGUCAAUCCUUGAACCAUCAAAAUCACGCCUCGGACAGUAUGCUUCUAAAGCUAGCAUAUCACUGUCCGGACAAGGCGUAUCAUUGAAUAGCGACGCAUCCCAAAUCUAUGGCUCAAAGAAGCAUUCUCAUAAUAACUUGCAUGAAAAAAGUCCACCACUCAUAUUUAACCCAUCGGCAAGUCCAGAUACCCAAUCUCAUGGUUCCAUAACGCUGCUUACCGCAAACAAUUACCUACACGAUACCUUAUCAAAGAAUAAUUCACAUGAACAUAUGCUCAAUAACUCCCCCACUACUAAUUACAAUGCAAUUGACUCUUCAUACGACGAUCUUGAGAAAAAUCUCAAGCCAAUUCUCGACCAAGUUCCGCACAAUACUCACUCCUGGCCUCUUUUCAUAUUGAUUAUGAUAAUCGGCUUGGUUGUGCCCCCAAUAUAUAUAUUACUUGCCGUUGGCUUCUUUGAUAACAAUAAUACCAGCAACAGUCAAUACAAUCUACACCUGACAUAUCUUGUGGUUAAUCCAAAUCAAAACAAAAGAUUUUCGAAAACUCAGAAGUUAGUCAGUUUCUUCAUCGGUUUACUAUGGCUAUGUAUUAUAUUGGCUAUGAUAGGAGUAGGUCUUGGGGUAGGUCUUACCCGUGAAAGUUAG
Debaryomyces hansenii CBS767 is the source of this 2196-nucleotide messenger RNA. RefSeq lists its product as uncharacterized. NCBI's taxonomy places the organism in Eukaryota, Fungi, Ascomycota, Pichiomycetes, Serinales, Debaryomycetaceae. The transcript has a single exon. The record is from RefSeq and is a predicted model, not a curated record. Bases 1 to 2196 code for a protein of 731 amino acids.